Cynara cardunculus var. scolymus (artichoke) is the source of this 1150-nucleotide messenger RNA. Its product is annotated as peroxidase P7-like. The coding region runs from base 1 to 963 and encodes 320 amino acids. Gene Ontology annotation, molecular function: heme binding; peroxidase activity. NCBI's taxonomy places the organism in Eukaryota, Viridiplantae, Streptophyta, Magnoliopsida, Asterales, Asteraceae. The record is from RefSeq and is a predicted model, not a curated record. The transcript has 3 exons. Gene Ontology annotation, biological process: hydrogen peroxide catabolic process; response to oxidative stress.
AUGGAGAUGAACAUCAUGAGCUUCUUAUCCCUCUUUAUUUUCCUCAUAUUUUCCAUCGUCACUGUAUCUUGUGACACACCUCUCUCACCAAGCUAUUACGAUCAAGGGUGUCCAGAAGCUCUCCCGACCAUCAAACGUGUGGUGGAGGAAGCAAUUGCAAAUGAACGUCGCAUGGGUGCUUCUUUAUUACGUCUUCAUUUCCAUGAUUGUUUUGUUAAUGGAUGUGAUGCUUCGAUUCUUUUGGAUCAAACAUCAACAAUUGACAGUGAGAAAAAUGCAGCCGCUAACUUAAACUCCGCUAGAGGAUUCGAGGUUAUCGACAAAAUCAAGUUUGAAGUGGACAAAGUUUGUCAUCGUCCAGUAGUAUCUUGUGCCGAUAUMUUAACUGUCGCUGCUCGUGAUUCCGUUGUUGCACUAGGAGGCCCUUCAUGGGACGUAAAACUAGGAAGGAGAGACUCGACCACCGCAAGUCAAGCAGCAGCCGACGCCAACAUCCCUUCGCCAUUCAUGGAUUUACCUGCCCUUAUAAAAAACUUCGAGAACCAAGGCCUUGACGAGGAGGACCUAGUUGUGCUAUCAGGUGCACACACCUUAGGGUCCGCUCAAUGUCGUACUUUUAGGGCUCGCAUUUACACCCAAACCAAUAUUGAUCCUGCAUUUGCACACCAUCUUCAAACCAUUUGUCCUCAAGUUGGAGGCGACAUGAAGCUUGCACCACUCGAUCCAACUCCAAACUCAUUCGACAACAGAUACUUCACCAAUUUGAUGAGUAAAAAAGGAUUAUUGAGAUCUGAUCAGGCAUUAUUUACAGGUGGUGAAACAAAUGAGAUUGUGGAGGAAUACAACGAAAACCAGAAUAAAUUCUCAAUGGAUUUUAUAAAGUCGAUGAUUAAAAUGGGGAAUAUAAAGCCAUUAACAGGGGAAAAAGGUCAAAUUCGUAAAGAUUGCAAGAAGGUUAAUUGACAAAUGUCACAGGUUUGUUUUAAAUAAUCUAUAACUUUUCAAUUAAAUGGUGGCAUUUUUAUAUCAUAGAUUAAUAGAAUGUAUCAAUAAACGAGCAUUGUCUCGGUGUGAAUUUUUUGCUUUUCUUUUCGCUGAUAUUGUAGUUCGAAAUUGAAUUCUUAAAAACUGUAAUAUUUUAUUUUGGAUU